Messenger RNA from Diatraea saccharalis (sugarcane borer), 3475 nucleotides. The record is from the annotation of a GenBank genome assembly. Lineage: Eukaryota; Metazoa; Arthropoda; Insecta; Lepidoptera; Crambidae.
AUGUGUGUGAGUGAGAUGCGUUUUUGGGAAAUGCAUCCGUUUGUUUUGUGAAUUUAAUUUAUUAGGUGUACAUAAUCUAUAUAUAAAUAGUUAAAAAGUUUCGCUAUAAGUGAAUUAUUGUUAAAGAAGGGGCAUUAUAUUUUUGUGUUUUCAUUUUGAAAGUGUUUUGAGUUACUGAUAAUUUUUGCCAUUCCCGCAGCACAUACUUGUGCUCUGUAACAACUUCCUGCUUGAAAUGCUACCAUUUCUGGCUUUUACAAGAAGAAAUUAGUAUCGAUGGAUUCAGGCACAGAUUGGCUUUAUGAGAUACUGCAAAAUGUUCAGUUGGAACAAUUCUAUUUACCAAUUAGAGACCAACUACAGAUAACAAGAUUAGCACAUUUUGACUAUGUACAUGCAGAGGACUUGGAAAAGAUUGGCAUCAGCAAGCCUGGUGUGCGAAGAUUGUUUGAUGCUGUUAGAAAAAAGAAACUACAAUUAUGGAACAAAAAGUUCUGGAACAAACUAUUUGGAACAUCAUCAAAUUCUUUAAAUAGAGAUAAAACUGAUUUAUCGAUAAGACCAAUAGUUAAAACAGAACAACAAACAACAUGUAUAAUUUUAGAAAAAGACUUGGUAUUACACAAUGAACUUGGUAAUGGAUCUUUUGGUGUAGUUAAAAGAGGCGAGUGGAAAAUUUCAAAUCAAUCUGGACAAACAUUGCCAGUGGCAGUGAAAGUAUUGAAAGCUGAUGCUUUUUCUCAACCAGGAAUAUAUGAUGAUUUUAGAAGAGAAGUAGAGGCUAUGCACAGUUUGAAACAUGAUAAUUUAAUUAAACUCCAUGGUGUAGUGUUCCAUCCUUUAAUGAUGGUGUGUGAGCUUGCACAAAUGGGAGCUUUACUGGAUUAUAUUAGAGCCCAGAAUGGCAAAAUUUCUCUGAAUUAUAUAUCAAAAUGGUCUAGUCAAGUAGCUGCUGGAAUGGCAUAUCUAGAGAAACAUAGAUUUUUGCAUAGAGAUUUGGCAUGCAGAAAUAUUUUGCUGUCUACUUUGGAAAUUGUAAAAAUUGGUGAUUUUGGUUUAAUGAGAGCAUUACCAGAUGCUGAUGAUUUUUAUGUAAUGAGUGAGAGAAGACGUGUGCCUUUUCCUUGGUGUGCACCAGAGUCACUCCGUACUCGGCAAUUUUCUCAUGCAUCUGAUGUUUGGAUGUUUGCUGUUGCCCUUUGGGAAAUGUACACAUUUGGUGAGGAGCCUUGGAUAGGCUUGAAUGGGUCGGAGAUAUUACGGCUAAUAAUGCGCGAAGGUCAGCGGCUGACCGCGCCGAACGCAUGCCCUCCUGAUGUCUAUAUGCUCAUGAUGCAGUGUUGGGACCUUAACCCAAAGGAAAGACCUACUUUUGCUGGUAUUCAACGAUAUAUGGACACAAAUAAAUUUGAAACCAACAUUGCUGCUCUCAGUUAUAGAAGGCAAGGACAGAUGACGGUAGAAUCUGGAGAUGCUAUAAUACUUAUAGAUAAAAGGCCUGAACUUCAUUGGUGGAAGGGACAAAAUCAACGUACUCUAGAAGUUGGUCUCUUCCCAAGCACUUUGGUGACGUCAGGCAAAGGCAAAAUUACUCCAUCAAGCAAGAAGCCUCAAACAGUUUCUCCGGUCAGAAGAGCAUCAACCUUAUCCAACGCAUCUGUAAUAUCUAAUGGGUCGUCUGACGAUACGGACAUUGUUUUGCGCAAACGGCGUACUAUCGAGUCUACACAGCCAACUUCUACGCGAGGGGGCAACACUGGCAGCAAACAUUUCAACUAUAACAAACUGAUCAAUGACAGAGCAGCUACCAAUCAGAGACUAUCGCGAUCAGCUAGAGACGCCUAUUCUAAGAGCUUGAAUCAAGUGAAAGAAGAUCUGUUAAUCGACUUAGAUCUGCCACCUUCAACGCGGUUAACGUCACCUACAAAGAAAACGAUCAGCCAGAACAUCUCAAUAUUGGACGAACCUAUUGAUGUGCCGGAAGUCGCUCAAGAGACUAGUUGGGGCGAACCUAGCAUUGAAAGCCUCCCAUCAUAUUCGACAAACAGUCAAACUGUCCAACCUUAUCCCAGUCUCUAUGGAGCAAAGUCGUUGGACAAUCUAGCGAUGUCAUCUAACUCACAUAUAUCAUUAGCUCAAUCCGAUCCUUUCGAAACUCAUCAGUUUUGGCCAACAGCUGGACAAAGCAGCUCCUCUAGAUCGAACUACGAUGCACAGUCCACAUAUUCUUACACAAAUAAUAGAUCAGAUGAAUCUCAAAGAUACUCUAUAGGUAGUUUUACUACCAUCAACUCUGAGAACACUCAAAUUUAUAAUAAUGUCACACCGAACAAUAGAAUAAAUGCAAGUAAUAAUUAUGGUGCUAUACCUAAUACGUUAUACGCGAAUAGUAGUGCUCUCUGCUUAGAAAAAAACGAUUCAGACGUCACUGCAUCUCUUGCGGGAAUGUCGCUAGACGACAGAAUCUCAGAAUCUUUGAAUCUCAGAUCGAAGAAUACCAAUUGUGAGAAUAUAUAUUCAAAUAGUGACGUAGUUUACGGCGACGCUCGAUCUGUGACCGGCGAUAGUAGAUAUAAUGAUAUACCUAUAUACAAUAACUUCGAACUUAAUACUAAUCAGGAACAGUUCAUGUUCGAGUCGAAGGAUUAUUAUACAAAAUUGUCUACGCCAUCAGAGGCUAAAAUAAGUAACGAUUAUGAUAAGAACAUUUACGUGGAGAAAGCGGAGAAGUUGCAGAACUUCAGUGACACAUUGGAGAAUUCAAAGAAUUAUAGCGCGUUGAAAUAUCAGAACGUGGAUUACGGUAACUACGGGAACUUCGGUGGGAACUACGGGAACGCGGCGUCGACGUCACGAGCGGAGGUCUUGUACGAUGACGUCAAUGAUACCGCCAGUAACAUUUACAGUGAGAUCGGGGAAUCGAGUCGGGGUGUUUAUGGUGCCAGCCAGCCGUCCACUUUGUAUGAUGAAGUGUAUGAGGAAGCGACACCGAGACCGCAUAGGCCGGCGCCACCUUGCCCCUCUAAACCUAAGUAAUAUACAGAAUCUAUAUGCAUAUCUCUAAUUAAAAAAAAAACUCUUAAAAUGCUUUGAUUGUUAUUGAAUUUUGUAUUUAUUUGGUGGAGAAACAGUUCCCACCUGUAGUUAAUGUAUGUAUUUUAUGUCUAUUGUAAAUGAUUCAUUCAUAUGAAGAAUGUUGACGAGAACAAUAAUAAUUUAUAAUAAUUUUCGCAAAUUCUUUACACAUUCGGUAUUAAUUAUUUCCUGAAAAGCAUUUUUUGUUUGUUGUUUAAAUUAUUAUGAAUGGUUAUAGUAUGCUAGUAUUGAUUUGCAUACAAUAGGAUUUGUUUCUGUACACAAUCUUUAUUAAAAUGUAAGUCUUAUUACAGUAAGAGUCAUCUUAAGAAACUUCAAAUUAUAUAAGUGUCAUGUUUACAAUUAUCAUGAUUCUUUCAAACAACCAUUGUGUGAUAUU